AUGCUUGAUCAGAUCGCUGCUGUGCAUUUCAACAGCAUUGAGAACAAGAUCGAGGCGACUGCUGAAGCACAGCAGAUAGCCAACAAAGAGAUGAUGGACUUAAUCGCCGCAAUCAAGGAGACUCCAAACCGACUGGAGGCGAAGUUCAACGAUCUGAAUGGUCGAGUUGACGCGCUCCUCACCUCAAACGGUAUUGAUCCGAAGAAACUAACUCCUUAA
Molecule: messenger RNA, 219 nt
Organism: Anthostomella pinea
Lineage: Eukaryota; Fungi; Ascomycota; Sordariomycetes; Xylariales; Xylariaceae
Source: the annotation of a GenBank genome assembly